GACAGAGAGGAGUGGGUGCGUACCAAGACGAUCGAGUAUGAAGCCCUCUGUCUCUCUCUCUCUCUCCUCUUGCCCUCUCCCUCCCUUGCCUUGCCCGCCUGAGUGGAUGGGCGUGGCGUACGACUGACUGCCUGUACACGCGACACGGACUAGUGAGCUUCUCACUUGGCUGCUUGCUUCAUUCAUCAGGGGAUCGAUCACACAUGGGGAGCUAUGACAGCACCGGUUCUUGUGGCUGCGACGGCGGGGACGGCGGCACCUCGGUCGUGCGGCCGGGGACGCUCAGCACCAGACGGUCGUUCUUCACCGCAACCGAUAUCAGGUCGCCUGCACAUCACGGUGAGAGUGUGUGUGCCCAUCCUCCUCGAUCGUCCCUCCUCACUGACUGACCUUCUUUGAAGUCUCCCUUGAGGAUCCCCUUGGCGAUGGGUGUCUCGACUUCCCUCUGGAUGGUCCUCUUGAGCGGCCGCGCGCCGUACUGCGGGUCGUAGCCGAUGUCGGCAAUGUAGGCCAUGGCGUCCCCGUCGACGCGCAGCUUGAUGUUCUUGUCGAACAGACGCUCGGCAACCUUGGCCAGCUCCAGACCUACGAUCUCACGCAACUCUGAUGACACAAACAUAGAGAGAAAGAAAGAGGGAGAGAGAGGGUAAGUGGUUGCCUUGGUUGGUCGAUCAGUGCCUGCCUGGCAUGCUGGCUGCUUACCGUCUUUGACAAGCGAGUCGAAAAUGACAAACUCGUCGAUGCGAUUGAGGAACUCGGGGCGGAACGUCUCGCGCACGGCGUUCAUCACACGCCUGCACAUGACACAACACAACACAUAUCACAUAACACAUUUCCCACUCUGUGUGGCCCGUGCCCCUUUCUCUCUCUCUCUCUCUCGUUGGCGUACGUCUUGAUCUCUUGCGACAGAGAUCGGUCUCCGGCGAGUUCCAGGAUGCUGGUUGAGCCGAUGUUGGAGGUGAAUAUGAUGAUGCAGUUCCUGAAGUUGACGGUGUUGCCCUUGCUGUCCGUCACGCGCCCGUCGUCCAGGAUCUGCAGCAAGAUGUUAAACACGUCGGGAUGGGCCUUCUCCCUGCACACACACACACAGACACGCCGCGGCAAACCAAACCGACACACAAGUGUAUGGUGUUUGUCGUGUGUCUGUCUGUGCUUCGUGUGGCUGACUACUGACAUUUCGUCGAAGAGGAUGACCGAGUAGGGCUUCCGUCUGACUGCGUCGGUGAGCUGCCCGCCCUGCUCGUAGCCAACGUACCCCGGGGGCGCGCCGAUGAGCCGCGAGACGGUGUGCUUCUCCAUGUACUCGCUCAUGUCCAGGCGGAUCAUGGCGUCCUCUACACACACACACACACACACACACAGAGAGAGAGAGAGAGGGAGAGACAGAUCAACAUCACCUCAAUCAACAGAUCGGCCCGUGCGCUGCCUACCCGUGUCAAACAUGUACUGCGCCAGCGCUUUGCAGAGCUCGGUCUUGCCGACGCCAGUGGGUCCGAGGAAGACAAGCGACGCGAUCGGCCUGUCCGGGUCGUUGAGCCCCGCCCUGCUCCUCUGAAUGGCCUCCGACACCACCUUGACAGCGUCGUUCUGGCCCACGACCCUCUUGUGCAGCUGGUCCUCGAGAUUCAUGAGCUUGUCCCUCUCAGUCUGGCUGAGCUUCUCGGCGGGUAUUCCGGUCCACAUGGAGAUGACGGUAGCGAUGUCCUCGACAGUGACCUCGUCGCGGAGGAGCCGCUGGCCGCCCGCCGUCUCCUCGUUGUACUUGUCUUCCUGGUCACGAAGCUGCUUGUCCAAAUCAGGCAGCGUCUCGAACCGAAGCUCAGCUGCACGAUUGAGGUCGAAGUCACGCUCGGCUGCAGGCAGGCAGGCAGGCAUACACACACAGAGGGAGGAGGGAUUGAGGGGCCCGUUGGCUUGGCUGUGUGUUUGUGGAUGUGUGUGGAUGGUGGAUGUGUGUGCGUGUGUGUGUACCUUUAUCGAUUUCGACUUUGACGACAUCGAUUCUCUCCUUGAGAGCCCUGAUCAUGUCCACGCGCGACUUCUCCUUGCUCCACGCAUCCGUCAGAGAACCCUGCACACACACGCACGCACGCAGGAGCAGUCAUUCAAUCAGCCGGCCUCUGUGGAUGGAUGGAUGGAUGAGUACGUCAAGGUGUGGUGUCCGCUGUGCACCUACCUGUUCAGCCUUCAGCCUCUCGAUUUGGCUCUCGAUGCUGCGCAGCCGCAGCAGCUCCUGCUCGUCCUCGAGAGUGCGCUUCCCAUCUGCACAGAGAUACACACACAUACACAGAGUCACAACAUACUUCCCAUUUCCUGCCUGCCACUGACCUCCGGUGAUUGAGAUUUUCUCCAUCUCCAGCUGGAUGAGUUUCCUGUCGAUCUCGUCGAGCUGCACGGGCUUGCUCGUGACGGCAAUCUUGAGCCUCGCGGCGGCCUCGUCCACCAGGUCGAUGGCCUUGUCGGGCAGGAACCGGUCGCUGAUGUACCUGUGGCUCAGCUGGGCCGCAGCCACGAGGGCCGAGUCGAGAAUGCGGACACCGUGGUGCACCUCGUAGCGCUCCUUGAGGCCGCGGAGGAUCGACACGGUGUCCUCGACCUGCGGCUCGUCCACCGACACCUGCUGGAAGCGGCGCUCGAGGGCCUUGUCCUUCUCGAUGUACUGGCGGUACUCGUUCAUCGUCGUCGCGCCGAUGCAACGCAACUCGCCGCGGGCAAGCAUCGGCUGGACAAUCACACAGACAGAUCGACACAGACAGAUGGACAUAGAGAGGUGAGGAGACGGAGAUGGAUAAGAUCGAUCGUGUUGGCGUCGGUCGCACCUUGAGGAGGUUUCCAGCGUCCAUGGCGCCGUCCGAUGCGGCCCCCGCGCCGACGACGGUGUGUAUCUCGUCGAUGAACAUGACGAUCUGCCCCUCGGCCUCCUGCACCUCCUUCAGGACCGCCUUGAGCCUCUCCUCAAACUCGCCCCGGUACUUGGCACCUGAUCCAUGAAUGGCGGCAAUGGAUGGAUGGAUGGCUAUGUGAGCGGCUGGCUGGCUGACCUGCGAUCAUGCCGCCCAUGUCGAGUGCGACGAGUCUCCUGUUCUUGAGGGAGUCGGGGACGUCACCCGACACGAUCCGCUGGGCCAGCCCCUCAACGAUGGCAGUCUUGCCCACACCUAUAUAUAGGUAGACAGACAGCCACACGUACAACCAACAGAUGGAUGAACAGUCAGCGUGGGGCGGGCGGCCUGUGCCCAUCCAUCCAUCCAUGUGCGUGGCCUUACCAGGGUCGCCGAGCAGGAUGGGAUUGUUCUUGGUCCGUCGGGAGAGGAUCUGCACCGUCCGCCUGAUCUCGGUGUCACGACCUGCACGCAAUGACACAGACACAGAAUGAAGGACAUGCAGCCUCUUAUUGUCUGUCACGUCACCGCAACACGCACACACACCGGCAGAGGUUCAUAAGGACACCUCCUCGCCUACCGAUGACGGGGUCGAGGCGGCCGGCCUUUGCAGCUUUGGUGAGGUCCCUGCUGUACUUCUCAAGUGCCUCGUAGCUGGCCUCUGGGUUCUUGGACGUGACCUUCUUGGACCCCCUGAUCUGAUCCACACCGUCCUUGAGCUUGUUCAUCGACACAUUCUGACGCUGCAGAGCCGUCCGAGUGAACCUGACGCACACACAAAACAAGGAGAUGGACAAAGGGGAGUGGGGGCCCCCCGUGUGUGGGUGUGUGGUGUGUACUUGGUGUCCUCGACGGCGAGGGCGAGCAUCAUGUGUUCGAUGGAGAUGUACUCGUCUCUGUAUUCCUUCUUGUAUCGCCUUGCGGUGGUGAGGACGUUCUGCAGCCCCCUUCCCAGCACCUUCUGCUCGCCGCCGCCAAACCCCAUCAUCUUGGGCAUGCUCUUCAGGUGCUGGUCAAGCUCCUCCUGCAGCGUCUUGACGUUCGCACCGGCCUUGAACAGAAUGCGCUGCGCCAGCCCGUCAGGACCCUCAUCCAGCAACGCUGACACACACACACACACACCCCGACCCAAACCAGUGCAUCAUCCACACAGCAGGUACGCCGCCGCCCGUACGGCCCGUGUAUGCCGUUGCCUCCCUCCCUCCCUCCCCCACUCACCUUUGAGGAGCAUCUCGGCCUCGACGUAUCCCGACUGGUAUUUGUCGGCCACCUGGUUGAGCUGACUCAUGGCGUCCCAUGCCUUCUCCGUGUAGUCGUUGGCGUUGAUCGUGUACCCAUCUUGCAUCCGCAGACUCGUCAAGGGCGCCACACGACGCACGCCGCUCGGCAGCAACGGCCGCCGAUGCCGAGCAAUGGGAGCACGCACGGCUGACGCAUCAGACAGGCAGACAGAUGCACAGAACGACACACAAGCAAGGCGACAGAGAUGCGACGAGACGACAGACAAGCCGUGUCUGUGUUGUGGGCGGCUGUCUGUCUGUGCGUACCUGGCAUGGCGAGAAAAGCUGACGAUGCAUCACUGAUGGCUAUGGGGAGCCUCAGAUCUGCAGGUGACACAUCCAUCCAUCAUAGCAUUCCAUGCACCCACCGACAGCACAGGCAGCAGUCCGGUGUGGGACACCCAUGCGUUUCAUGCAUACCUUCCGCAGCAGUGGGCAUGCCAAACAGCACGGGAGCCAGCAGCAGCAACAACGUCAGCUGCAUCAUGACCCUCUCCCUCCCAGCACAGCGGAUCUUCGCAAAUAAGGAACCAGAUCUUGGGCAGAUGGCCUUCUCGGGGGUCGCGAUGGCUGGAAGACAAGAGAGAAUGAGGCAAG
This is a messenger RNA of Vitrella brassicaformis, 4759 nucleotides long. NCBI's taxonomy places the organism in Eukaryota, Vitrellaceae. The record is from the annotation of a GenBank genome assembly.